This is a messenger RNA of Panonychus citri (citrus red mite), 1634 nucleotides long. RefSeq names its product isocitrate dehydrogenase [NAD] subunit gamma, mitochondrial-like. The coding region runs from base 94 to 1269 and encodes 391 amino acids. Lineage: Eukaryota; Metazoa; Arthropoda; Arachnida; Trombidiformes; Tetranychidae. Gene Ontology annotation, cellular component: mitochondrion. Gene Ontology annotation, biological process: tricarboxylic acid cycle; isocitrate metabolic process. The transcript is spliced from 4 exons. Gene Ontology annotation, molecular function: oxidoreductase activity, acting on the CH-OH group of donors, NAD or NADP as acceptor; magnesium ion binding; NAD binding. The record is from RefSeq and is a predicted model, not a curated record.
GAAUUGGAAAAAAUUUUUGUUUUUGUUUUGUUAUUUUCGUUGUUAGUAUUAGAUUGUUGUUAUUUAAAAGUUAAUUAGUAGACAAAAUUAAAAAUGUCAUUGUUAAAACAUUGUUUUUCCGGAGGUUUAGUGAAUAGUUUUAAAAGCCUACCAUCAAAUGGUAUUCUAAAGUUACCUGGUGCUAUUGUAGGAACACAGUGCCAACAAAAAUGUUUCCAAUCUACAAAUAGUAAUAACUAUAAAGCCAAGUAUGGGGGUAGAUUUAUGGUUACUAUGCUUCCUGGUGAUGGAAUUGGCCCUGAGAUGAUGUCUUAUGUCAAAACGAUAUUCAAGGCUGGUGGAAUUCCAGUUGACUUUGAAGAGCUCAAUCUAGAUUCUACUCAUGAAGAUAUUGAGCAUAUCAAUGAAGCUGUUAUCGCAAUCAAACGAAAUGGUGUCGCUCUAAAAGGGAACAUUGAAACCCGUGAACAUAGUCGAAAUUUUAGAUCUCGUAAUGUUGAACUUCGAUUAAGAUUGAACCUGUUUGCCAAUGUUAUUCACUGUCGAAGUCAACCCGGAAUCAAUACGCGCCACAAGAAUAUUGAUAUUGUUCUGAUUCGUCAAAACACUGAAGGUGAAUACAGUUGUUUAGAACAUGAGAAUGUUAAAGGUGUGGUUGAAAGUCUAAAAAUUAUCACCACCAAUAAAUCAGAACAAAUUGCCCGUUAUGCUUUCGAUUAUGCUCGAAAAAAUAAUCGUAAAAAAGUAACUGCAGUUCACAAGGCGAACAUCAUGAAACUUUCCGAUGGUCUAUUUCUGAACACUUGUUCCGAAAUUGCUAAAGAAUAUCCCGAUAUCAUGUUCGACAACAUUAUUAUCGACAAUUGUUCCAUGCAGUUGGUUUCGAAUCCUCAUAAAUUUGAUGUUCUUCUUCUGCCAAACCUUUACGGUAACAUCCUCACCAAUAUCGCUUGUGGACUUGUCGGUGGUCCAGGAAUAACUUCAGGUCGUAAUUACGGCGUUGAACAUGCAGUCUUUGAAACUGGAACCCGAAACACUGGUAAAUCGGUGGCUGGUAAAAAUGUCGCUAACCCUUUGGCCAUGAUAAACGCUUCUGCUGAUCUACUUGAAUUCUUGGGAUUAGAUUAUCAUGCAACUGUGAUACGCAAUUCUAUUCACAAAGUUCUGAACAUUGAGAAAAUUCAUACACCCGAUCUUGGUGGAACCUACAACACAACCGAUGUUGUUGAAUACAUUAUAAAGGAUGUACAAGCUCAGACAUCUAUUUAAUUAUCUAGGAAAUUUAAAUUUGAAACUAUUACAUGACAAAGAUGAAAACUAAAAGAAUCGAAACCCACAAACAAUUAAGUGAUUCAUCUAAUUGAAUCUGGAAAUUUUAUCUAUUUAUCUCUUAGCUGCCUCUUUAUCUCUCCAAGUUGAUUCUCUCUCCCUCUCUCAUUCUAAAUUAUAUCUCUAAUUAAUUACUAAUCAUGUCCUAAUCAAGCUCUCUAGCCAAUCAAAAUCAAAUUGAUCUCUUUAAUUCAAUUCCUUUUGGGUUUGCUUAACUAUUAAAUAGCUUCCAUUAGAGGUGAAAAAAAAUCUUGUACAAUCAUCUGUAAAUAAAUGAGCUAAUAAAUUGUUUCAAAGUAUUAAAA